AUGGGCAACCAGGAGGCAAAGCAAAAGAGAGCUGCAGCCGCAUCGGGUAAUGGAAGUUACCCUUCUCUGGACGAAGGAUGGAGAGAGGGAGGAGGGGACACGACAAAAAAAGGAGGCAAGAAACUCCAUGGUAAACAUGGAGGUAAAGGAGCAGGCGGCGGUGGAGGAGGAGGUGGGAUGCAUGGCACAGGACAAGGCAAAAAGAAGAACAAAUCCGAUUCCAAGUCCUCUGUUUUCUCUAUCCGUAAGAGAAAGAGCAACCUUAAAGGGAAAGGAGAUGCAUGUUCAUCAGUAACAGGCUCAAAAGAGGAUGUUUUAACAUCUCAACACGAUGAACUGGACAGCACAAAAACACCUGAUCUGUCUGCAGAUGAGCUUGGACAUUCGGACAAUGAGGCUGCUUUUCCUGACAAGAAAAAGAAACUGGAGCAAGGGAAAAAUAUUGGAAAUGGAGGAGGAGAGCCAAAGCAGGAGAUGGUGCGGAAAACCUCAACAGCACCAAUAUCUCCCACAGAGGAUGGAGGACAGAAGGGAGGGAGCUCAGGCUCAGACACGGAUAUCUACAGCUUCCACUCAGCAGCUGAGCACGAGGAUUUACUUGCGGAUAUCCAGUUGGCUAUAAGGCUCCAGCACCAGCAGCAACAUGAGGGGGCUCACCCAAUUGUGGAAGCAGAAGGAAUUGGUGGCAGGGAUCUGAGCCGGGGAGCAGCAGAGGGGAGGAGCAAACAGAGUAAUGGAGUUGUUAAAUUAACCCCUCCUGAGGUGCUUGACCUGACCCCAGAAUUAGAGCUGGGAUCUGAUGCCCUGUCAUACCUUGAGACAGGAAUUCUGUCUGGCUCUGUCAAGAACACAGUCCCACCUCCAACGCUACACCUCCCCUUCCACACAGAGGUACAACAGAGGAGGGAGGAGAAGGAGGAGGUGGAGCAUCUGGAGGCAAAUGGGAAGGGGCAGAGGGGGAGAGAAGUCCCUCUUUGUGUUGCCACAGGCACAAAAGACCAGCAUUCUUUGCUGCAGCAGCCCCCUCUCACAGACAUCUCCAUGGCUACUGCAGGGGGGACAGUCACCAUGACAACCAGUAGUAACAGCUUCCCUGAGUUCCAAUUUGACAGCACUGGGAGAACCCCAGGGAAGGAGGAGGAAGCAGGAGGUGAAAGCCAGCAGGAGGAGGAGAGAAAGUCCGAGGUGGUAGCUGAUCUCAGUCCUCCACUUGCAGACAUCAAUGACAAAAGUCCAGAACCCACAGAAGGGCUAAGCUCAGGGACUGUGUUUGGAGAAGGUGAGGGUCACUUAGGCUCAGGCUCCAGUGCUGAGUCCCUUGAGGACUGUCUGAGUGCUGGUUCUGAACCCAACCACUCUGCCACAGCAGGCAUCAAUUCCUCCCCUGUUGAUGAGCAGUGCAGAAGGAGCAGCGUCUGCUCCACCUCACUGCCUCCUCAGGAGAGCCCCACGUUAGCCAAGCGACUCCUCAGGUCCACCCAAUCUUCCACCUCGUCUAGCCCUGUGGUGAAACCCUACCCUCGCAUCUUCCCAUCCUACAUCAAGACUACCACCAGACAGCUCAGCUCCCCAGGACACUCCCCAGCCCUGUCACCCUCCCACAGCCCCCUGUCCCCUCGCAGAGUCCACCAUCACUUCCACAGGAUGAUGGCUGAAGGUCACCGGGUCCACAGACAGCGCUCUCGCAGCCUUGCUGGCUCGCUGAGUCGCUCAGCUGACUGGACAGAAGAACUUGAGAGGAGGCUAAGGAGCAGAGAGGAGGAUGGAGGUUCAGGAGAAUAUCUGGUGGGCUACAGAGGAGGAGGCAGCCAGCCCAUCUGCGCUACCAGAAGAUCCUCCUGUGGCCAGGUCUCUACAUGUGGCUUUCAGGAUGUCUUCACAGGCCGCACUCUUUUGGAGAAGCUGUUCCUGCAGCAGCAGCAGGAAGAGCCCGAGGAGGCCGAGAGGCUCUGCUCCAGGAUCUUGGCCAUGGGCCUGUUGCUGCCAUUCACAGAAUGCUUCAGAGAGCAGCUGGGAGGCAGCACUGCCCACAUCACCUCCAAUGCAUCAGCCAAGUUUGAUCAUGACCAGUUGUAUACAUGGGCAGCUGUCAACCAGCCACCACACUCCCUGGAGCCACUUGAAGGGAAACUUCCCAGUCAGAUCAAGGGGCCGUGGCCUCCAACAAGGCCAGGUGUCGACACCAGGACUGUACCCAAAUCCACAGAGGCAGAACAUCAUGUAGGCAUCAUGGCUUUGAGGCAACAACCGAAGGAUAACCAAGAGGAAUCUGUCCUUCCUGCAACAAAACUGAAGGAAAAACAUGUGAAUGUUAUCCAGCAGCUGGAACAAACGAUAGAAGACCUCAGGACAAAGAUUGCUGAGCUGGAGCGACAGCCUCCUCUGCUGGACAAGGACAGCAUGAAACCCUCCACCGUCACCACAGACAGGGAGUGUGGAGGAGAGGACGGCCUGCUGAAGGUGGUGUGUGAUGCUCACCUGCAAACAGAAGCAGCUCCGUCUUUAGGCUGCCUGGAGGCCAAGUCGGUGCAGACCUCACCCAUGGAUGAAAGCUUUAAGUUCAAAGUGCCUUGUAGUGAGCCAGGUGGAGGAAGUGGCCCCCUGCAGCCCUCAGCCAGGCAGGAUGGAUUCCAGUGUUCAUGUAGGCUGCAGCCUCCUCCUCCACCCACCCUUCCAGGAGGAGCAGUGCCUCCUCAUUCAGGGCAGACGGUGGCACCUCCUCCUCCUCCUCCUCCUCCACCCUUACCUGGAGGCUCAAUGCCAGCUCCUCCCCCCCCACCUCCUCUUCCACCUGGCUCAGCAGUUCCUCCACCUCCACCUCCACCUCCUCUCCCACCGGGUUCAGCAUGUCCUCCACCUCCACCUCCACUCCCUGCUUCUUCUUCUUCUUCUUCAUUGGUAUGGGACACAAUUGAAGAACCUGAAGUGGACUUUGAGGAGUUUGUGGAGUUGUUUUCCAAAACAGCUGUGAAGAUAAAAAAGCAGCCCCUGUCUGACACCAUAACCAAGUCCAAGGCCAAACAGGUUGUGAAGCUCCUAAACAACAAGCGUUCUCAGGCUGUAGGAAUCCUCAUGUCCUCUCUGCACCUUGACAUGAAAGAUAUCCAGAAUGCUGUCCUAAACUUGGACAACAGCAUAGUUGACCUGGAGACCCUGCAGGCGCUUUAUGAAAAUAGGGUGCAACAGGAGGAGCUGGACAAGAUUGAAAAGCACAUAAAAUCUUCGAAAGACAAGGAGAAUGCCAAGCCUCUGGACAAACCUGAACAGUUUGUCUAUGCACUGACAAGUCUUCCCAACAGACACUGCUUUGGUAUCUGUCACAUUACUGCAUUACAGGACAGUGAGACAGUAAAGACGGUCCUAGGUCUGGUUUUGGCCUUCGGUAACUUCAUGAAUGGUGGUAAUCGAACCAGAGGCCAAGCUGAUGGCUUCACCCUCGACAUCCUUCCCAAACUCAAAGAUGUCAAGAGCAGUGACUCUGUGAAAAGUCUUCUGUCUUAUAUCGUUGCAUACUACCUCAGGCACUUCGAAGAGGAUGCUGGCAAGGAGACGUGUGUGUUUCCUCUCCCAGAGCCUCAUGAUCUGUUCCAGGCCUCACAGAUGAAGUUUGAAGAUUUUCAAAAAGACCUGCUUCGACUCAGGAAGGACCUGAGAGCGUGUACAUCAGAAGUCGAAAAGGUGUGCAAGAUGUCAGAUGAGGAAAACUUGCAGCCUUUCAAAGACAUGAUGGAAAGCUUCUUAGCACAAGCUAAAAGUGAGCUGGAGACUCUGGAUGCUCAACUCAGCAGCACUCACAAACUGUUCCUGGAGCUUACAGUGUUCUUUUCAGUGAAGGCCAAGUCAGGCGAGAAGGAGGUUUCACUCAACACAUUCUUCUGCAUCUGGCAUGAGUUCUCUUCUGACUUCAAGGAACAGUGGAAGAAAGAGAACAAGGCCAUUCUCAAGGAGAGGUUAAAAGCAGCAGAAGAGUGUUUCCGGCAGGCCAAGGAGAAGGCUUCCUACAGUGUUAAACCCAAACAUGCAUCUGGCAUUAAAGCCAAGCUUGGCAUGAAGAUCUAAGUGAGUGGACUUGAUAUGCUUUUUUCCUGACUUUGGACACCAGCAAUGAGUCACAGACAG
This is a messenger RNA of Stegastes partitus (bicolor damselfish), 4119 nucleotides long. Its product is annotated as formin-2-like. Gene Ontology annotation, biological process: cortical actin cytoskeleton organization. Gene Ontology annotation, molecular function: actin filament binding. NCBI's taxonomy places the organism in Eukaryota, Metazoa, Chordata, Actinopteri, Pomacentridae. Gene Ontology annotation, cellular component: cytoplasm; cytoskeleton. The transcript is spliced from 19 exons. The coding region runs from base 1 to 4059 and encodes 1352 amino acids. The record is from RefSeq and is a predicted model, not a curated record.